Messenger RNA from Fusarium oxysporum Fo47, 633 nucleotides. Its product is annotated as Zn(II)2Cys6 transcription factor domain-containing protein. The coding region runs from base 1 to 633 and encodes 210 amino acids. Gene Ontology annotation, molecular function: DNA-binding transcription factor activity, RNA polymerase II-specific; zinc ion binding. Gene Ontology annotation, biological process: regulation of DNA-templated transcription. NCBI's taxonomy places the organism in Eukaryota, Fungi, Ascomycota, Sordariomycetes, Hypocreales, Nectriaceae. The transcript has 3 exons. The record is from RefSeq and is a predicted model, not a curated record.
AUGUCAGAUAACCCAGCAGCAACAGAAGUGCAACAGUAUACCCGGCAUACAAUUGGUCGCCGGAAACGCAGAGCUCGCAGAGCAUGCCUAACUUGCAGAUCUCGAAAGGUCCGAUGCGAUGUGAUGCAAAAGUCACCUUGCAGUAACUGUCAAUGGAGCUCGUGCGAGUGUGUAGUGAUAGGACCUCGUCGAUCACCUUGCAAGAAGAACAAAUUAGACAAUAAAGCUUUCAAGCAUCCCAAAAAGGAAGAAGUCCCCGUUGAGGCCACGCGCGAUAUUUUAAGCUAUCCAUACUCUCCAACGUCGUCGGAUAUCGAGGUAAAGGACGAAGAGUCCAGAGUCUUUGAGGGAUCAUACCCUCCUAUAGACUAUAUUCAUUCACCUUUGACACCUAUUUCGCAACUUGAAGACGAGUACUGUUUCGGCUCGCAAUACGCUAGCAGCCGCGCAGGUCAGACUUCCCGUAUUGCUUGGGGUAACCCAAGCGCAACUUCUCUAUCAUCUCCCGCCUCGUCUGAAAUAACAAAAGAACAAGAGUCGGACCCCAUCAUAUGGUAUGCUGGCGAGGGAAUAGAUGACGAUCUAAUAGGCAGUCUGCUGGCACUUCCAUUUGACAAUCUGAGACACAUUUGA